Molecule: messenger RNA, 2493 nt
Organism: Cladophialophora immunda
Lineage: Eukaryota; Fungi; Ascomycota; Eurotiomycetes; Chaetothyriales; Herpotrichiellaceae
Exons: 1
Coding region: 55-2259 (734 amino acids)
Molecular function (GO): RNA binding
Source: RefSeq, a predicted model, not a curated record
GUUCAAUUUCCCAUCAACUCGAAAAGGGCAGCGAGUAUAGACCGCAACACAAUCAUGGACAAGGGUAACAAGAGGCGCAAGCUCUCUAAUGGGAGCUAUGAAGCUGUUACCCGAGAUGCUGACCACCCAACUCAAGAAACCAGUCCCAAAUCCAAGGAGCAGAGACGCUCACUCUUUGUCCGCUCUCUGCCUGCUUCCGUGACCACAGAGCGACUCACAGAGUACUUCUCGCAGUCUUUUCCUCUCAAGCAUGCCACGGUAGUCCUAGACCCUCAGACAAAGAUCUCGCGAGGAUUCGGCUUCGUCACCUUCGCCGAUGCAGAGGACGCGCAGGCUGCUCUCGCACAAUUCAACGACUCGGUGCUAGACGGCAGGAAGAUCAAGGUUGAGUUGGCCGAAGCCAGACACCGUGAUGCGGACCUUGGGGCGAAGAGCAGCGUCAAUACCACGGCUGUACAACUUCGAGCACAGCGAGAAAAGAAUCAAGCAGAGACCCAACCCCCAAAGUUGAUCGUGAGAAACCUUCCAUGGAGUAUCAAGACGGCCGAGGACCUCUCAUUGUUAUUUCGAAGCUAUGGCAAGGUCAAGCAUGCGGUGGUACCUAAGAAGGGCCCUAAGGAGCAGUACGGUUUCGGGAUUGUUGUGCUCCGGGGCAAAAAGAACGCUGAGAGGGCACUUGCCGCGGUCAAUGGGAAAGAGGUUGAUGGGCGCACGUUAGCCGUUGACUGGGCCGUCGACAGGAAGACUUGGGAAGAGUUGCAACAUACUCAUCCAGAAACUGCACAGCCACUCCAGGACGAGCCGAGGGCGGACAAUUAUAACGACGGUGACGCCGGUUCGGACGUCGAUGUGGAGGAGGACUCAGAGUCUGACGACGAUAACGAGCACGUUGACCAUCUUAGUGAUUCGGUUGGCGAUUCCGAGGAAGACUCCGUUGACGAAAUCGAUGCGAAAAGCGACGAAGAUGAUUUACAAUCAGAAACAGAGAGUACUACCCCCGGCCCCGAAGCACGCGACAAUAAAAAUGAUACCUCUGUUUUCGUGAGAAAUUUACCCUACACAACGGACGACGACCUUCUUCGUGAACACUUUUCCACUUUUGGACCGAUCCGAUAUGCACGGGUCGUCUAUGACCCAGAGACCGAGCGCUCCAAAGGAACAGGCUUUGUCUGCUUUUUCAACAUUGAUGAUGCCAAAACCUGCGUCAAGAAUGCUCCAAAGCAUGAUGUGCCAUCUGAACAUGCAAACAAUGACAAAAAGAGAGAAAAGGAAGGGUUGAAGCACUCCAUCCUUGAAAACGAAGCGGCAGAUCCGUCGGGUCGCUAUACACUCGAGGGCCGCAUUCUCCAGGUUUCCCGGGCUCUCAGCAGAGAGGAUGCAGAACGCCGAGCAAACGAGGCCAGUGAGAAAAGAGACGUCCGAGAUCGAGAUAAACGCCGUCUAUAUCUACUUGCGGAAGGAUCUAUCCCUCGAGGAUCGAAGCUCUACGAGCAGCUGGGCAAGGCAGAGAUCGACAUCAGAGAGAGCAGUGCUCGCCAACGGCAGCGAUUGAUCAAAAGCAACCCGAAUCUAUGCUUGAGUUUGACCCGACUAAGCGUUAGAAAUCUUCCCCGAGGUAUCGACAGCAAGGAAUUGAAGGCAUUGGCUCGCGAGGCCGUGGUUGGGUUUGCCAAGGACGUCAAAGAGGGCCUUCGACAGCCUCUGAGCAAGGAAGAGCUACGGCGAGGUGGUAGCGAGAUGCAAGAAGCUGAGCGCCGACGCAAGCUAUCCGGCAAAGGCAUUGUCAAACAGGCGAAAGUUGUAUUUGAAGACAAAGAAGGAAGUAAGGUCAAGGAAGGCGCUGGUCGAAGCCGAGGCUAUGGCUUCAUUGAAUAUGUUGGUCAUCGGAAUGCUCUGGCCGGCCUGCGUUGGCUCAAUGGGCACAUGGUCAAACCGCAAAAUGCUGGUUUGGAUAGAGGGAAACGCCUGAUUGUGGAGUUUGCGAUCGAGAAUGCCCAGGUCAUCCAGCGGAGGAAUGACAGAGAGCAAAAGGCCCGAGAAGGUGGCGGGAAAAGGGCCAAGGACAACAAGCUAGCAAAGUCCGAGGGCAGCGGAAGUGUCAACAAGAAGCGGAAGCGCAGUGACAAGAACGAUGAUGGAUCAUCUUCAAAGGCCUCGAAGGUCCCGGAGCCGGUCGAGCCCGAGGAGAAGAAUCGCAUUGCGAAAAGGAAUCGCAUCAUCGCAAAGAAGCGCCAGGCCAGGAAAGUGCGGAAAGGCUGAUGGAUUGAUUGAACGGAUGAGUCGCACGCAGUCUGCAGCUGAGGGUUGAGAAAUGAGCGACAUCGAGGUGCCGCUGAAGGCGAAGGACUGGAUCUCCUACUUCUGUCCGGGGUAUCUUCCUUAACGUCACAAUAAAUUGAUGUCUUCCUGCUCCCGUCUCUCUCAGCCCGUAUUCUGAGCACCCGCGACCUAGAGGGUAGAGGCAAAGGCAGUCAGCAACUGUCCUGAGAUUUG